AUGACGAUCAAGUACAUCACUGGCGACUUGUUUCGCCACACUGCUCAAGCUGGCAAAUCAGUUGUUCUAGCUCACGCAUGCAACACUGGUGGUAGCUGGGGCGGCGGUAUAGCAGCCGUUUUCAGAAACAAAUUCCCUAUAGCCAACUCCGAGUACACCAAUUAUUGCCUCAACAAUACCAACUUACUAGGAACGAGUUUACUUUUGGAAGCCGAUGAUUUUGAGCAGUCCAGGGUUUACAUUGCCUGUUUGUUCACUAGUGACUUUAGUCAAUCUCCGGAACAGAUUGCCUCGCACACUUAUCGAUCAUUGAAGCAUCUAGCUAAACAGUUGGAAUCUAUUGAUGGUGUAGAAGCGCAAGAUGGAAAGAAGGUUGUCAAUAUGCCCAAGAUAAAUGCGGGAAUCUUUGGUGUUCCAUGGGAGUUGACUGAAGGAGAAUUAAAGAAAGUGACAAACCUAGAAUUCAAUGUAUAUGUGUUAUAA
This is a messenger RNA of Lodderomyces theae, 483 nucleotides long. Its product is annotated as ADP-ribose 1''-phosphate phosphatase. Lineage: Eukaryota; Fungi; Ascomycota; Pichiomycetes; Serinales; Debaryomycetaceae. Gene Ontology annotation, biological process: peptidyl-glutamate ADP-deribosylation. The coding region runs from base 1 to 483 and encodes 160 amino acids. The record is from RefSeq and is a predicted model, not a curated record. The transcript has a single exon.